Apis dorsata (giant honeybee) is the source of this 1929-nucleotide messenger RNA. Its product is annotated as peptidyl-prolyl cis-trans isomerase sig-7. The transcript is spliced from 5 exons. The coding region runs from base 382 to 1914 and encodes 510 amino acids. Gene Ontology annotation, molecular function: peptidyl-prolyl cis-trans isomerase activity; RNA binding. The record is from RefSeq and is a predicted model, not a curated record. Lineage: Eukaryota; Metazoa; Arthropoda; Insecta; Hymenoptera; Apidae. Gene Ontology annotation, cellular component: nucleus. Gene Ontology annotation, biological process: protein peptidyl-prolyl isomerization.
AUAAACGCCAUCAAGUUCGAACAUCUGAGACCGGAAGUGGUGCUUAGUAAAGAAAAUCGGAAAUCCUUUAUUGAAAAAUUCAAGAAUGGUAUAAUUCCGGAGAGAUAUGAUUCCAAACGCAUAGAUAACAAUACAACUCAAGCUGCUGUUUUAAUACCAUUAUGUACGAAUAAAGGAGAGCUAGGUUUCAUAUAUACUUUAAGAUCUACAAAAGUAACUGCGAAUCGUGGACAAGUCUCGUUUCCUGGUGCGCCAUAUAGUUGUUAUGAGAUGAACUCGUAUUUCAUUAUGUGUAUCACAUAGUGAUAGAAUAAAUUCUGAAUAGUAUAUACAUAUUAAAUGUGAAUAAAAUUAGUCUUUAUGUAAGAAAAGCAUAAAAACAUGGCAGUUGUAGUUGAAACUACUAUAGGAGAUUUUACUGUUGAUUUGUAUACAGAAGAACGCCCGCAAACAUGUCGCAAUUUUUUAAAAUUAUGCAAAUUAAAAUAUUACAAUUGGAAUUUGUUCCACUCUGUUCAAAACAAUUUUAUUGCUCAAACUGGAGAUCCUACUGGUACUGGAAAAGGUGGAGAAAGUGUUUAUGGAAUAGUAUUAGGUGAAAAAGCAAGAUAUUAUGAAGCAGAGCAAAUGCCAAAAAUAAAGCAUGAUAGAAGUGGUUUAUUAUCCAUGAUUAAUUGUGGCAAUAAUAUGCUUGGAUCUCAGUUUUUUAUUACUCUUGCACCUGAACUUCAAUCAUUAGACGGAGAACAUUGUGUAUUUGGUGAAAUUACAGAAGGUUUAGAGAUUAUUCUUAAGUUCAAUGAAACUAUUUGUGAUGGAGAUCAUAGACCUUAUCAAGAUAUACGUAUUUCUCAUACCGUGAUUUUAGAAGAUCCUUUUGAGGAUCCAAAAAAUUUUGUUGUACCCGAUCAGAGCCCACCACCCACAAAAGAAGUUUUAAUGAGCGAUAGAAUUGGAGCUGAUGAAGUGAUAGAUGAUACAGCUGGUAUGACAGCUGAAGAAAUUAUAGAAAUGCAAAAAGAAAAGGAAGCUAAGGCAAGAGCUACAAUUUUAGAAAUCGUGGGUGAUAUUCCAGAUGCAGAUAUGGCUCCUCCUGAAAAUGUUUUGUUUGUUUGUAAAUUAAAUCCUGUUACAACUGAUGAUGAUCUUGAAAUUGUUUUUAGUAGAUUUGGAAAGAUUAUAGGUUGUGAAGUUAUCAGAGAUCGACAAACCGGUGAUUCAUUACAAUAUGCGUUUAUCGAAUUUGCUGAUCGUAAAAGUUGCGAGGAGGCGUAUUUUAAAAUGGAUAAUGUUUUAAUUGACGAUCGUCGUAUACACGUAGAUUUCUCGCAAUCAGUAGCUAAGAUGAGAUGGAAAGGCAAGGGUAAAGGUAUACAGUAUUUCAACGAUAAAGAUAAUAAUGAAAAUUUAGAAAAAGUUAGUUUAAGAUACAAACAAAAAGACGAAUCUACAAACAAUGAUGAUAUAAAAAGUCGAAGGGAGAAUGAUAAAAAGAAUAAAAUAGAAAUGAUGGACCAUAGAAAACAUGAUCAUAGAAAGAAUGAUAAUAAGAACAAUUCAGAAUAUUCUUAUAAUAAUGAUAAAUAUAUAGAGAAAGAGAAGCACAAGGAACAAAGAUAUCAUGAUACAUCACGCGAAAAAUAUGAAUAUGAUAGACGGAGAAAAGAGAAGAAACAUAGAGAUAGAAGCAGAAGUAGAAGUCGCGAUAAAAGCAAAAGAGAAAAUUAUAAAGAACACAAACAAAAAAAGAAACAUGACAAUGAAAAAAAAAGAUGGAACAGAGAAAGUGUCAAUGAGAAUUUAGGAUAUGAGAAAUAUAAAGAAAGACAUUCGAAUCGCAAAGAAAAAGAAAAACGUAAAGAAAGAAAUCGAUCUAUGGAUAGAUAUGAAAAAAACAAACAGAAAGAAAGAUGAUGUGAUAUUCUUCAA